CACAAUCUGUAAUUUUUUGAGCGAAAAAAAACCAAAUAAAUAACGAGAAAACAUCGGAAACCGAUUUGUCGCGCUAAACAACACGAGAUGAUAUUUGGUUUCUUAAAGAAAAAUAUUAAUGUGAUGGUAUAUUAGUGUUAACCUAGCAACGGUCCUCAGUUUUGUUUUCAAAUGACUGAGUACGGAAAUAACGAUAAAUUCGCGCAACCACAAUAAAACAGGCAGUAAAAUCGGAUUUGUAAUCUUGGGAAAAAAAUCAAAGAAAAAAGACGCCAGCAGCUUCCUCGGAUUGUUUUGUUGUUGUUUUCGGUUUGUUAGUGUGUGUAUUUGUGCAACAAAGUCAAAGUCGUCGAAGCUGCUGCGAAAAAACGUGAAAUGCAAAUUGUGAAAAAAGUUGCAAAAGUAACAACAGCAACAAAAGCAACUAGCAACAACAACUAAUAACCGCAAUCACACGGCCAACGCAACAAUAACAAAGGCAACAACAAAACGGUUUCGCGUGUGUUGAAAAAUUGCAUCGCAAAUUGCCCAGCGGCAACAACUAAAACAACGACAACAAUAAAAACAAAAGAAAAUUGCGCGCCAAAUCGAAAGAAACAAAAGGAUUUACACAUAAACAAACCAAAAAGCAGAAGCAGCUGAGCGGAGGAGAGAGAUAGCGAAAAAUCAAAACAUCGGCGAGAGGCAGAAAUUCCAGUUUAUCCACCACCCCCUCUCCUGCGGCGGGAUACUCACCACACACUUUUCAAACAGGCUCUUGUGGCAUUCGUGAUACGGAAUUCAGGCACAGUCUGGCGGAGGCUGAGAACGCGGCCGGAACGAUGAUGUCCAUGAGCAGCUCCCCGCCGGCCACGCCCACUGGCGUCCAGACGGACUCCGACGGGCUCAUCCUGCCCAAGAAGCUCAUCAAUCCCUGCAUGGAGAACUUUGAUCGCAAGGAGUUGCAUCGGGAGCUCAAGUUCAAUGCCAGAGUGGGCAAGAGCGUGCUGAACCAGAAAUCGGAGCUGCAACGUGCCUACGACAAGCAGAAAGAGCGACACGCCGCCGCCGAGCAACACUCACCGGAUGCGGAAAUCACGGGCGGAAUUCCGGGACUGAAAGGAGAGCUCGGCCGGGUGAUCAUGGAGCGGGCGCAGAAGCACGAGGCGGCGGCCCAGAAACAGGAUCAGGAGGACGCCGAGGAGCGGCAGUACGUGAAUCCCGAGUAUCUGAACGUGAGGGCCAAGCUGCGCACGGCGCACGCCAACAAUUAAGGAGCAGCCCACUCGGAUACCCAUCCUAACGCAUCCUAAUCCUCAGCUUCGAUUAAUUAAUGUUUAGUUUUAGUAACAGACACCUAACCAAAUUGUGUGUAAGGAAACCAUGUGUUUUUUAUGUGUUAACUUUGCGAGCGGUUUUCAUUUUGAUAUUAUGCAAAACGAGUUGUUUAUUCUAAUUAAAGUGUACUCCUAGACUAUAA
This is a messenger RNA of Drosophila ficusphila, 1459 nucleotides long. RefSeq names its product protein FAM107B. The record is from RefSeq and is a predicted model, not a curated record. NCBI's taxonomy places the organism in Eukaryota, Metazoa, Arthropoda, Insecta, Diptera, Drosophilidae. The transcript is spliced from 3 exons. Bases 822 to 1253 code for a protein of 143 amino acids.